AGUUGUCUCCCGCUAGACGUCGUCUUGUUCGUUGUUCUAUUGGAAAAUGUGCACCGAGGGUAUCAACUACUAUGAGAAGGAGCUAGACAUAGGUCGAGUUAUAGCCGAGGCACAGCUGGAAGACUGCGAUGAGGCGCUCAAUAUAUGCGAUCUGAGCACUGUGGAACGCAAAUUUGAGUUGUGGCAAAAGCAGCUGCCACGCAUCAAGCCCUACUAUGCAGUCAAGUGCAACGAUGAGCCACGAAUCGUGCAAACUUUGGCUGACCUCGGCGUGGGCUUCGAUUGUGCGUCGAAGAACGAACUGAAACUGGUUCUCGACUAUGGCGUCUCGCCCGAUCGCAUCAUCUUUGCCAAUCCCUGCCGUCCAAUCAGCCACUUGAACUACGCCCAGCAGCAGAAGGUGCUGAAAGGCACCGUGGACAAUGAAUUUGAGAUUUACAAGCUGCACAAACACUAUCCCAAUUCCAAUAUCAUCGUUCGCUUUAAGUCUGAGGCAAAGGCCGCUCAAUGCCCGUUGGGCGAUAAAUUCGGUUGCGAUGCGGACAUUGAUGCCUCAGCACUGAUGCUGCUAGCAAAAUCUCUUGAUUUGACAGUAACAGGCACUAGUUUUCACGUUGGCUCCGGCUGCUCCGAACUGGAGGCCUAUGAACGCGCGAUCAAGAAGGCAAAAAACCUUUUCAAGUUUGGUCAACUCUUGGGCUACGAUCUGCACCUCCUGGACAUUGGCGGCGGCUUUCCAGGCAGCGAUGAUGAGCACUUUAUAAAGUUGGCUGGCACAGUGAACAGUGCAGUGCAAAAGUAUUUUGCCGACGAACGUAUUGAGAUAAUCGCCGAACCAGGUCGCUUCUUUGUGGCAGCGGCAUAUACACUGGUCUGCAAGAUUCAUGCCAAGCGCGAGGUGCGCAAUGCCGCCGGCAAGCUGGACACUGUUAUGUACUAUUUGAACGAUGGCGUCUAUGGCUCCUUCAAUUGCGUAUUUUACGACCAUCACACGGUUACAGUGGAGCACUAUUUGGCUGACGACCAUCUGCCCACAUUCAAGAGCUUAAUCUGGGGCCCCAGCUGCGAUGCUCUGGACAAGAUUUCUGAAAAUUUACGUUUACCCUACUUGAAGCGUGGCGAUUUGCUGGGUUUUCCAAAUAUGGGCGCCUAUACAGUGCCCAUAGCCAGCGCCUUUAACGGGUUCCCCUUGCCCAAGGCUCUCUUUUUUAAGGCCGUAUGACUAAAUAAACAAGAUAUCUGUGUGUUAGU
Messenger RNA from Drosophila hydei, 1251 nucleotides. Its product is annotated as ornithine decarboxylase 1-like. The transcript has 7 exons. The record is from RefSeq and is a predicted model, not a curated record. The coding region runs from base 47 to 1222 and encodes 391 amino acids. Gene Ontology annotation, molecular function: ornithine decarboxylase activity. Gene Ontology annotation, cellular component: cytoplasm. NCBI's taxonomy places the organism in Eukaryota, Metazoa, Arthropoda, Insecta, Diptera, Drosophilidae.